Paramacrobiotus metropolitanus is the source of this 784-nucleotide messenger RNA. Its product is annotated as U-scoloptoxin(01)-Er1a-like. Gene Ontology annotation, molecular function: chitin binding. Gene Ontology annotation, cellular component: extracellular region. The coding region runs from base 81 to 602 and encodes 173 amino acids. The record is from RefSeq and is a predicted model, not a curated record. The transcript is spliced from 2 exons. Lineage: Eukaryota; Metazoa; Tardigrada; Eutardigrada; Parachela; Macrobiotidae.
GGUACGUACCACCUUCUCAGUAGCACUUCAGCAGUGUUUAGCCGGCGCGUUCAACUUAAUCCCACGGAAAACUCUAAAAAAUGAUGAAAGCCGUCGUCUUGGUGUGCCUGGCUGCGUGUGUGGCUGCCCAGCAGCAGUUCGUGUGGGACCUGUUGAAGCCGGCGCUGAACGCGGCGGAAGUGCAGGCCAUCCUGGCCAACCGGGACGCCAACCAGUACCCCAACUACAACACCAUCCCGCAGACGGGAUUCAGCUGUCAGAGCAAGAAGCAGCCGGGAUUCUACGCCGACACGGAGGCCCAGUGCCAAGUCUUCCACCGCUGCGACAUCAACGGCAACCAGACCAGUUACCUCUGCGUCAACAGCACCGUCUUCAACCAGGUCACCCUCAUCUGCGACUACUUCUUCAACGUCGACUGCCAAAAGUUCGCCCAGUACGAGAACUUCGCCAACUCCCGCUUGUACACUGACCAGCCCCUCUUUGACACUCCCCCUGCUGACUACGUUCCCCCCGGUGUUGGAGCUCCCCAAAUCCUGGCCGCGCAGCCUGUUGCUCCCAAAAGGGCGGCAGCUGGGAAGAAGGGCGCCAACGGCCGCAAAUAAAUGCCGAAGGAUAGACAACUAGAGAUUCUGUAAUACAACUCGAAUUACAUCUCGAAAACAACAAUAACACAACUCGAAAUGUUCCUAACCAAAGCGCCGCACUGUCUGUUGGCUGACAAUUCAUAACCCAACCAAAACAAUUCUCGGGAAUUAAAGCAAUUUUGAGACUCGAAUAAACCAAA